AUUUAAACAAAAAUAUAAAAAUUAAAAUUAAAAUAAAAUGAAGAAGAAGUGUUUUGUGAUGCAUUUUAAGAUUUUAAAACAAAACAAAAUUGUUUAUGUUAUAUAAGAGAGAAAAAAUAUGUAUAUUUAUUUAAAAUUUCCAUAAAAUUGUUUUGUUAAUUUUAUUUGGUCGCAAUAACGUCAAUUUUUUUAUAUUCUACAUUUAAAAAAAAGAAGAAAAAAAUCACUAAAAAUUGAAUUGGUGCUUGCAAAUAAUAAUUUUGAACAAGGAGGGAAAGAUGUGUGUGUUUAAUUAAUCGCUGAUUAGAGUCUGUUAAACUAUCAAUUUUAUUUUAUGUAACAUAUUUUAUUAGGCAAGCUAAUGGCUGAAACCUUAUAAGGUUCAGUUUUUUUAAAAAGAUCAAAUUUGGUUUAUUGAGUUUUUUUAGUAUUUUUUUGAUUUUAAAAAUCUCAUCGUCCAAAAUUUGUAUCACCUUUAUUCAAAAAGAAAAUGUUCAUAAAAGUGCCAUUUAAAAUUGUUUCUACGUGAUUUGAAAACUGAACUUAUGAUUACCUUUUCUCUAUAAAAUUUAAACCUCAUUAUUUUACUUCUAAAAACAAUGGUAGGAUUUUUUAGUUGAAUCUUUGAUUGAUUUUGUUUUAGUAUUGAAUUUUUUGAUAAAAGCUCAAAAACAAGCUUAAAAACACAUUUUUGUUAAGGAAUUUUAGAUUUGGAGUUGGUAUACGAAAAGCAAUCCAGCAAAAUGGGAUACACAUAGAUACAAAUUUAAUUCUGCACAUAAAUCGUACGAGAACGUUGUGUGAAUGUUGUAACCGAUGAGUUUCUAUUCAACCAAAAUUUACUGAUGAUCGAUAAACUAUCGUAUUUUCAAUUGAAUUAAAUUAAAACAGAUCCUGAAAAUUGCAAAUACUUCUGCAAGAUAUCUAAUUUUGUGCAAUUAUUCAAUAAGUAAAAUUCCCUGGACACGAGGUUUAUGUGGCAACAAAACAAAAAAUUUCCGAACAUAUCGACAAAUAACUUCAAUACUUCAUACUUCCCCUUUUUUGUGGGAUAACUUUUAAACAUCAUUACCUUUAGAUAAGUCAACAAUUUUGUUCUGAUUUUUAACUCAGACUGUUUCGAAUUAUUAAAAAUUGAAAACUGCUCUUAAUAAGAUAUUUGAAAGUUUUUGCAAUCAAUUUUUUAGUGAGCAUAUAAUAGAAGCUUAAAGUAGUAACCUAGCAUUUAUACAUUCUUUUAGCUGAGCAUACGUUUUGUAUCCAGCCUUAGAGUUUUUUUUAAAAAUCUCGCCUUUUAGAAAGUUAAACAUAUGUACAUUAUUAUUAAAUAAUUUCAGUUUGUUUUUCUUUUGCAUUUGGUUUAUAAAAUUUUAUUAAGACCCAAACAAAUUAAGCAACAAAUCACGUUUCUUAUGGUAUCAGGAAAUUGAUUUGUAAGUUUCCAUAAAUACUAUUUCUGAAUUUGUGACUUAACAAACACAAAAAAUCUGAUAGAAAUUUAAGCUUCUAUCUAAAAAAGAAAUUUAAGUACCUUAAAUAAUAAGAGAGCAGAAAUAUUACACAAACGUGAACAUUUUAUUUCUCACAUUGAAUCCAAAACCAAUAUUGUCUGACUUUGUAACCUGACAAACCAAAAGGAUCUGACAGAAAUGGAAAUUUCCAUCCUCAAAAGUAAUUUAAAUGCGUUAAAUAAUAAUAUAAUAAUAAUAUUACUAGUAAACUUUAUAUACUUCAUAUUGUUUCGAAAAAUGAUGUUGAUUAGAUUUCCUUCAAUUUGUGAUAUAACACACCAAAAAUGUGACAGGAAUUUAAGCUUUUGUCUUUAAAAGAAUUUUAAAUGUCUUCAUUAAUGCAAGAACAAAAAUAUUCCACAUACGCCCUAGUGAUUUUUUUACUUAUAACAACAAUAAUCAGUAAAUUUGUUUUUAAUUUGAGACUUGAUAAACUAAAAGAGAAGCUUCUAUCUUCGAAAGAAAUUUAAAUGCCUCAAACAAUAAACUAACAAAAAUGUUACACUUACGCCCUAUUGAACUUUUUGUACCUUAAAUUAUUUCCAAAAUAACAUAAAACAGAAUUUCUUGACUUGUGACAUAAAAAAGCUUACACAAAUUGAAUCUAUUAUCUUCCAAAAUACAUGUCAAUAUCUUAAAUAAUCAAAACCUAUACAAAAAAUAUUCCACAUACGCCCUAGUGAAAAUUUUUCAUAAUUAUUACAUAUUAAUUGAUAUUCUUCAUACGCCUCAGUAAACGUUCUUAUAUUGAAUUCAAAAUGAACAUAGAAAAUAAUUUUCUAUUCUAUUUAUUAAAAUAUACUUUAAAAAAAAUCACUGACUCAUUCAAUAAUAUGAGCUUCAUAAAUAUUGAAAAAAAAGUAUAGGUAAUUAAAAAUUGCAAGCAUCAAUCAAUUGAGAUUUUUUUUCAAAUUUCAAAUCAAAUUCAGUUAAUAUCUAUCUGGCUCGUUUUUAAGCUUGAUAUUUUAUUCUGUUUUUGAUGAGAAUAACCCAUUUUAAUUCUUUAGAAAAAAACAACAACAAACAUUUAUCGAUAUUACCACAAAAGUGAGAAAAUUCAACAAGAGAAAGAUUUUAAAACCCAUAAAUUCAAGUUUCUCCACUGUGUUAUCAAAUUCAAUGAUGUAAUCUGUAACCAAGUUUAUAAGCCCCGAAAUAUCUUCAAACAAAAAAAAAAACAAUCUUUUCAGGAAAAACUUAGUUGUUCCAAAGAAAAAAACAUUUUAAAGAAAGCAUGGCUGCCGAAACAGGUUCAUGCAAUCAAUUCUUUAACGAUCAUGGAAAUUCGGCCUUGAGUAAUUAUUUCCAACAGCUGUCUUCCCCAUCGGCUGGCAGUAAUGCUGGAAGUGCCUCGAGUGUUGGCUCUGCUGGCAACAACGCCAAUAAUAAUAACAAUGGUGAAGUUGGAAAUUCGAAUGAAAAUUCUCAAAACCACUCAAGUGGGAGUAGCACAAGCUCAGUGAGUUCCACCAACUCCCGUUUACAUAGUUCAAAUUCGAAUGCAUCUGGAAAUGCAUCAUCAGGGAAUCAGUGGAAUGAUCUUUCAUCAAAUCAAUCACAACACCAACAGCAUCAACAACAACACCAACAGUUAUCCCAGCAUCAGCACCAACAGCAGCAGCAACAACAACAGUCGCACUCCUCAGGGCCACAACUGUCGGUAACACCAGCAGCGUCACACCAUCACCAUCCCCACCACCCGCACCAUCUAUCGGCGAUUUCGCUAACGCAAAAUCUACCCGCUGCCGCAAACACCCACUCCAUAUUCGGAACGGGCAACUUCCAUUACAAAACAAACAACUCAUGGACGAUUCCCAGCUUGUCGUGCUAUCAGCGGAUCUACAACGAUUCACAGCAUUAUCAGCGCAGUUUUCAUCCCACAGAUGCAUCUUGUAAUCCGCACAGCAACACUGCAGCCGCCGCCGCAGCAGCAGCAGCGGCAGCCGCAUCAGCAGCGCCCCCUGUCAAUGAGAAUCUGUUGACUAAUCACCAUCAUCACCAGCAACCGCAUCAUCCACAUCAUCAUCAUCAUCCCCAUCAUGGAAGCGUCGGCGUUGGCGGCGGCGGUGGUGCCGGUGGCGUACCCAGUGCAAAAAGGUUUCAACCACCACCUACUUCAGAUGGAAUCUGUUUUGUGAAUUCACUUGCAUACGCACUUUGUUUAUAUUCAGGAAAAUCAGGGAACAGCAAGGAGAUAUGCGGUGACGAUAAAUUCAAAGAAGAUGGCGAUCCAUGGAAUGUUGAAGCACAGGCCGCCUUCCUAGGGCCAAAUUUAUGGGAUAAAACAUUGCCAUACGAUGCUGACCUCAAGUAUGCGGAUUUAGAUGAAUUCCUAUCGGAAAAUAAUAUUCCCGAUGGAUUGCCGGGAACACAUUUGGGACAUAGUACUGGCUUGGGACAUCGAUCGGAUUCAUUGGGACACUCUACCGGGUUAUCGCUAGGUCUCGGACACAUAACAACAAAACGCGAACGGUCGCCAUCCCCGUCGGAUUGUAUUAGUCCGGAUACUCUCAAUCCACCAUCACCAGCUGAAUCAAUAUUUGAUAUUUCAGCGUUUUCAUUUGCAUCGUCGGGACGGGAUUUCGAUCCACGUACCAGAGCGUUCUCAGAUGAAGAACUUAAACCCCAACCAAUGAUAAAAAAAUCAAGAAAACAAUUUGUUCCAGAUGAACUUAAAGACGAUAAGUAUUGGGCCAGACGCCGAAAGAAUAAUAUCGCUGCGAAAAGGUCACGAGACGCACGCCGACAGAAAGAAAAUCAAAUCGCCAUGAGGGCUAGAUAUUUAGAAAAGGAGAACUCAACUUUACAUCAGGAAGUUGAACAAUUGAAACAAGAGAACAUGGACUUGCGAGCACGUCUAUCCAAAUUCCAAGAUGUGUAAUGUCGGCCCCAUUCUUAUACUACUUAUUUAAAUAAUAUAAAUAAAUCAAAAUUAUUAAAUGAAAAGAUUCAGAAUAUUUUUAAAGUGAAUAAGAAAAUAUUAAAAAAACAAAAACAUUAUAAAAAUAAUAAAACAUUAUAAAUAAUGCAGCUAAAUUAAUGAAAAAUAAAUAAAUAAAUUAAACAAAAAAUGUAGCUUAAGUUAUAUUGUUAUUAAUAUUAUUAUGAUUGAGAGCAAUUAUAUACAUACAUACAUACAAACAUACAUACAUAUACACACACCAGAAAAAGUUAAGAAAUUAAAUUAACUAAUAUUCAUUCAAAAAAACAAAAAUUAAAAACAAAAAACAAAAACAGUACGGGAUUGCAAAUAAUAAUUUCAUAAAACAGAGAAACCAUUAACGAAUACAUUUUUAAAAAAAUAUCAAUUAGUAAAAUAAAAUGCAAAGUUAAAUUUAAAAAAUACAAAAAGUUGGUACAUUUGUAAAUUUAAAAAUAAGGACAAAAACAAAAAAAACAAAAUCAACAACAAUACUGAAGUAGAGAAUAUUCUAUAGUUAUUCCUGCUGACGCUUACUAAAAAUAAUUAACAAAAACAAAAAAACGUUAAACAAAACAAAAAUCCUAAGGCAAAAUAAAAUGCAAAGUAAAUAUAUUAAAAAAAAUACAAAAACAAAAAAACUUAAAACUUGUACCUAAAGAAAUAUUAAAUUGUUAACUUUUAUUUUGUUUUAAUUAUUAUUAUUAUCACUUUCUUCUAUCUUCUGGCGCAAAACGUAUAUAAUUCAUUUUUAUUGUUUUAAUAAUUCUUUUUUAACUAAUUUAGUUUGUAUAAAAAAACAAAAGAUCUUUUCCUUAGUUUUGGGAUACAUCGCAAUUUUUAGUUUUUGUUUUGUAAUUAAAAACUUUAUUUUAUUUUUAAUUAAAAUAAAAAUAAAAACUAAUUGAUAAGUGUAAUUUUCCUUUAUUUAUGUUCUUAUGUAAAAUAAUUCUUUUAAUAUUUAUUUUUUACUUUCAUUGAAGAUAAUAAUAUAUAGAAACAAGAAAACAGUAGAAGAAACAAAAAACAUAAAUGAUGAGUCAAUUGAUUAAACUUUUUAUUUUAUUAUUAUUAUUAAAUAUAUAAAUAAUUUUAUUUUUAUUGAAUUUUGUUUUAGUUUUUUAUUUUAAUUUAUAGAUGUAUACUCUCAAAAUAGAGAUUUAAUUAAUAAACAAAAGCUGUUAAACUAGAUCUAAAAACAAAAAAAAUCAAACACUUAAUAUUGAACACACCAUGCUUUAAGGAAAAAGAUAGAAACUACAUAAAACAAAAAAAGUUAAAGUUAAAGUUAAAUGAAGUGAAGUGAAAUGAAUAAAUAUUAUGUUCAUUUUGCUAAAGAAACGAAAAAAGUAGGAUGUUGAUUUUAAAUUUAUUUAUUUUUUACAUUAAUUUUAAACAAACAAAACAACAACUGUAGGGACAUUGUUAUUAAAGAAAAAAAGCUUGCAAAAGUUUAAACAUACAUUAUUAUAAUAUUAUUUAAAAAAAUAAAAAAAAAAACAUUUUUUUCAGCAACUGAAGCUAUAUUAUAAUUAUAUUAUUCAUAUUAUGUAGGUAAUAAUAUAUUUUUUGUUUUUUUUUCUUUUUGGAAUAAAAAUUAUACAAAUGAUUCAAAAAAAAAAAAAAACAUUUUAAUCUAUUUUUGUAUUUUAUUUUAAAUGGUUUUCUAUAAGCACGUUAAAUCAAUGAGAUUUUUCUUGAAAGGUGAUUAUUUAAAUUCUAUUGUCGCCUUGAAGAGUAAAUUGCUUCAGAAUAUUUUAAAGACUUCAAAUUGAGUUCUGAAAUUUCACUUUUUUUAAAUAUUUCUUUCCCCCUCUCUCCCCAAUCUGAUAGUAUCAGCAGCUUCUUGGUAAAAAUCAUCAACGAUCUUAAAAACUUACUCCUUAACAAAAUUAAUUUAAAUAAAAAUUAUUAAUAUUUUUGGAAUUUUUUUAAUUUCUAUUCGUAUGUUUGUUAAAAAUUUCUCACAAGAAAUUGUUUUAAUUUCUAUUCGUAUGUUUGUUAAAAAUUUCUGAAUUCUUCAUUUUAAGAAAAAAAACAAAAUUUCCUUGUAUUUUCUAAAUGUUAAAAAUUUAAAUUAAACGUUACACCCAUAUGAUUGAAUUUCUUUAAAAAUAGUUCUAUAGCUAAACUUGGUUCAAAAUGGUUUAUAAUUCUUAAGAAUUUGCCUCAAAUACCAAUGAAAUUAUUAUUGUUAAAAACAGUAUUCUUGAUUUGUUUUUAGCAUCUAAAGUCUUUAAGUCUAUUUUUGCUGUAAGACCAGUUUUGGACGAACCCUAUAACAUUGGGUUAGUUUUUUUUAAUUGAAAAUUAUUUAAAAAAACUGUUGAACAAUUUAAGAUUGGAUUCUUUAAACUAGUAAGCAGUCACUAGGCUUUCUUUUUUCAUAGCUUCUGAACUAAAUUGUUAAUUGUUUCCUUUUGCUGUAAAAUGUUAAAUUUAAAAUAUUACACUCACAGCUGUCAAAUGUCAUUAAACAAAAGUAUAAACGUAGCCUUGGAUACGAAAGAGAUAUUAGACACUAAAUGUUUCUUUUUAUCUGUAGAACUCUACGUUCCACAAAAUAAAUUUAAUAACGAUACAAAAUGUUUACAAUUCGAAAAAAAUACAUAAUUGAAAUUUGACGUUUUAACUUUGAUAGAGAAAAGUUUUAAGCUGUGUUGAAAAUGCCCUUUUGGAGUAGAUGGCGUUGUCUAAGGACAUAUUCUUUCUUUACCAUCUGUCAACUUUGAAGGCUAUGUCAAUUUUUUAUUUUGCUUAGUUUAAAAAUAUAGUGCUUUAAAAAUAAAAACCUUGGUGCAGAUUUGGAAAUUUAUUUAGAUAUUGAAAACAGCUAAUUGUCACUCUCGUAAGAUGUCCUCGUAACUCCGCAUCAAGAAUUAUAAUUAGAAUCCAUUUUCUAGAAAAUAUUAUUUCAUGUAUUUUUCUAUUUUGUAGCAAAGUUUAGUAUUCAAAAAAAAAUAAAUACUUAACUAUAUCCAUAACUUCAAAAGUCAGAAAUAAAUGUUUAAACAGUUUAGAUCUAGAACUCUCGUUUUGUUGGUGUAAGUCGCAAGGUAUUUUUGUAAUACUCAUGAACUCAAAAUUAAGAUAGAAAAUACUCAAACUGUUUGUGAAAAAAUUCCAAAUUCCGUCUAUAGUGUCCCUGCAGUUCAUCUAUUUUAUUUUAUUUAAUUUUUUUUCUUCUCAUAAAUAGUGGAAUAUAUAAAAAAACAACAACAACAACAAAAUAUACAAAACAAAUAAUACAUGCUUAAAGUGAAAAGAAAAACAAAACAAAUCAUAAAUAACACUGCCAAAAUUUAUUUUAUUGCAGUGCUUUGAGUCUUCCUUAAUUUUCGUACUAAUCGAAAUGAUAGUGCCUUUAUUUCUUCUGAAACUAAAAAAGAAACACAAAAUAUGAAAUUUAAAAUAAAUCAACACUUGAAAAAAAAACUUACAAAUAUAUAAACAAUGAUUUGAGAAUGUUUCCAUCUAUACAUAUUUUUAAAUUGCUUCUCAAGAGAAAAAUAAGAAUACAAAAAGAAUAUUAGUUUAGUUUGCAAAAAUUCAAUCCCACUAUUUAUGAAAAAUCAAUUAUUAAUAUUUUCAUAUGACGAAUGUAAAUAUUUAUUUAAACAAUUAAAAAAAAUAAGAAAAUCAACAUCCACUUGAGUAAAAAAAAAAAACAAUAAAAAUAGAAGAACACAUUUAACACACAAAUUUAGCCAACUUGAGCACGAUAUCCUAAAUUAAUAAAUGCUUUUCAAGCUUUUGUUUAGUUACAAUUAUUAACUUCCUUAUGCAAAACACAAAUCAAACCAAUGAAAAGAUAAAUUAUGUAAAAUAAAAUGAAAAAACUCCUAACAUAGAUUAAAAAGAAAUAAAAACAAAAUAAAAACAAUUAUGUUAUUAUGAGCGAUCUCACAGGAUUAAAAUAGAAGCAACACUAAAAAAUAAAAACACUCACAAAACAAAUUUUAAUUUAAAAACAACAAUAUUAUUAAAUAAUAAAACCCUAACGACAAAUUUAUUUUAACCGCUUUAAAUGGAUUUCUACAAAAAUUAACAUUAUUUUACAUAAAUGUGAACAAA
Molecule: messenger RNA, 8505 nt
Organism: Eupeodes corollae
Lineage: Eukaryota; Metazoa; Arthropoda; Insecta; Diptera; Syrphidae
Gene: Pdp1
Product: transcription factor VBP
Exons: 6
Coding region: 2746-4392 (548 amino acids)
Biological process (GO): regulation of transcription by RNA polymerase II
Cellular component (GO): nucleus
Molecular function (GO): RNA polymerase II cis-regulatory region sequence-specific DNA binding; DNA-binding transcription factor activity, RNA polymerase II-specific
Source: RefSeq, a predicted model, not a curated record